AGCGCAGCGGAGCAAGCGCGGAAGCCUCGGCGAGCUGUGUGUAGCCAUGGAACCAGAUGGGACCUACGAGCCGGGCUUCGUGGGGAUUAGGUUCUGCCAGGAAUGUAACAAUAUGCUAUAUCCCAAGGAGGACAAAGAGAACCGUAUUCUGCUCUACGCGUGCCGGAAUUGUGAUUACCAGCAAGAAGCUGACAAUAGCUGCAUUUAUGUCAACAAAAUCACUCAUGAAGUGGACGAACUGACCGAGAUCAUCGCUGACGUGUCCCAGGACCCCACGUUGCCACGGACCGAGGAUCACCGGUGCCAGAAGUGUGGCCACAAGGAAGCGGUGUUCUUCCAGUCACACAGUGCCCAGGCCGAGGACGCCAUGCGCUUGUACUAUGUGUGCACUGCCCCACGCUGCGGCCACCGCUGGACUGAGUGAUACCC
Nycticebus coucang (slow loris) is the source of this 429-nucleotide messenger RNA. RefSeq names its product DNA-directed RNA polymerase II subunit RPB9-like. The transcript has a single exon. Gene Ontology annotation, biological process: transcription-coupled nucleotide-excision repair; maintenance of transcriptional fidelity during transcription elongation by RNA polymerase II; transcription initiation at RNA polymerase II promoter. Lineage: Eukaryota; Metazoa; Chordata; Mammalia; Primates; Lorisidae. Gene Ontology annotation, molecular function: DNA-directed RNA polymerase activity; zinc ion binding; nucleic acid binding. The record is from RefSeq and is a predicted model, not a curated record. Gene Ontology annotation, cellular component: RNA polymerase II, core complex. The coding region runs from base 47 to 424 and encodes 125 amino acids.